Messenger RNA from Zingiber officinale, 1396 nucleotides. Its product is annotated as dolichol-phosphate mannose synthase subunit 3-like. Bases 968 to 1237 code for a protein of 89 amino acids. Gene Ontology annotation, biological process: GPI anchor biosynthetic process. Gene Ontology annotation, cellular component: dolichol-phosphate-mannose synthase complex; endoplasmic reticulum membrane. The transcript has 4 exons. The record is from RefSeq and is a predicted model, not a curated record. NCBI's taxonomy places the organism in Eukaryota, Viridiplantae, Streptophyta, Magnoliopsida, Zingiberales, Zingiberaceae.
AUUUCUCUCUCUAACCUCCGCUCAACUCCCCCCUCUUCUCUCUCCGGACAGAAGAUCACCCACGGCGAUCGCCUCCUCUUCACGAUCUUCUCCUAGCGCCUGAUCAUCCGGAUUCUAAGAUGGAAGUCAAUUUCUCUUUUGAUUUCCUGGCAUGGGAAAGUUGAAUUGCUGGUGAUGCUUCUUAUUCCUCUCAGGAUGUGGCAUAGCAAUCUACUAGAAAUGACCGAACUAUUUCUGCUUGUAUGUAGUGGCUAUUCAAUAGGAAAGAUGAAAAGAUUGAGAUAGAUGCGAGAGUUAAGAGGAGAUAGAGGAGAGGAUGAAUUGGUAGGAGAGAAGAUUAGGCUACAAGUGUUAGAUUUGAUGGUUAUAUUGAUUUAAACAGAAAUGAAAACCGCCUUAAACCUAGUUUCAAAUUGUUGGUUGAACCGCGAUUGGCAUGUUUUUUUUAACAGCACUAUAUCAGGUGGCUGUUACAUUCUUGUCUGGAACUUAUUUAGCCAUAUAUUUGGUUGGCGCUGGAGAAGUUUCUGGAGAGGUUUAUUUUCUUCCUAAGCAAGUAUAAGAUUUUCUUUGUGCAGUAGCAGCAAUAGCAGGUUAGUUCCAAUUUACCUAACUUGAUCUAUGAUGAUGAUUGUAUGUCGAUACUGUAUCUGGUUAAGCAAAUUGAUCUGUAAGCUAAAUCCUGUCUAUUUCUCGCUUUCCAAAAUAGGGAAAAUAAAAUGGAAACCAGAUACCUUUGUCUGACUGUUAUUGAUAUGGAAUAGAAUAUUUAGUUUACUUCUGUUCCAUUACAUUAUUGAAUAGCACAUUCAUAUCAAAUUCUAGAAUACUAGGAAACAAAUGUGUCAAAGUGUGUACACUAUCAAGCCAAUUAAAUAAAAGGGAUACAAAUUGACAUGACUAAAAUGUUUGCAAUACUUUUCUUUCCUUAUAAAUCAGAAUUCCAAGUAAUUGUUUUGAGUUCAAUAUGAAGCACAUUCUAAAGAUCUUGGCUUUACUGGUUGUUGUUGCUGCCACUUGGAUCACCUUACUUGAAACAUCUGUAGUUCCUCAUCACUACACUUGGCUGCUUCCAGUUUAUCUAAUCGUCUCAUUAGGCUGUUAUGGCCUUCUUAUGGUAGGAGUUGGUUUGAUGCUGUUUCCAACAUGUCCCCAGGAAGCUGUACUUUUGCAGAAGGAUAUUGUAGAAGCCAAGGAGUUCUUGGGACGAAGAGGGGUGGAUGUGGGUUCUGAUUAAAGUGAUUUUCAUCAUUCAUCAGUUCAUGUAACUUCUUCAUUCAUCUCGGUACGGUCUCCAGCUCCAUAGAUUUUCCCUUUCUCUGUCAUUCUAUGUAGCUAUUUAUGCAGGAUGAAAUCUACACUUUUCAAUAUAAUGUUAACUCAUUUUGUGUCGAUA